This is a messenger RNA of Neopsephotus bourkii (Bourke's parrot), 1098 nucleotides long. It is a transcript of the gene SLC66A1, whose product is annotated as solute carrier family 66 member 1. The record is from RefSeq and is a predicted model, not a curated record. Bases 172 to 1089 code for a protein of 305 amino acids. NCBI's taxonomy places the organism in Eukaryota, Metazoa, Chordata, Aves, Psittaciformes, Psittacidae. The transcript is spliced from 8 exons.
GGGAGCGCUCAAAUCCCGGCUGGGUUUGGGGCGAAAAACACCCGAUUAGGGCAAAAUUAGGGUUGUGGGAUAGCAGCGGCUGCCUGGGGAAGCAGCGGGAGUGGGAGGGCACCAGCAGGUUCUGAUAAAAGUGCGUUAUCCCACCUGACCAACACCUGAGCACCGGAGGCCAUGAAUCUGUGGCACUGGAGGCUUCUCCAGCUCGGGAACCUUUCUGACUGUCCGAACGGCUCCCGCUGGGUGAUGGAUGUGUUCAAUGAGUGUGCCCAGGACGGCUGGGACAUUGCCAGUAUCGUCCUGGGGCUGGUUUCCAUCUUCUGCUUUGCAGCCGCCUCCGUCCCGCAGUUUUACCAAGCCUGCAAAACAGGCAUCAUGGACCGGGCUCUCUCCAUGUAUUUCCUGCUGGGAUGGCUGGGCGGAGACCUCCUAAACCUCAUUGGUUCCUUUCUGGCUCAUCAGUUACCUCUGCAGGUUUACGCAGCUAUUUACUAUGUGCUCGCAGACCUGGUAAUGCUGGCUCUCUACUGCUACUACAAAGCGAAGAACCAGGGUGGAGGAUUCACUGCCCAGAUCAACGCAGCCUUCCUCUUCCUUUCCCUGGGGACACUGUCGACUGUCUCCUUCCUGGGCAGAGGUGCUGCCGUGACACAGGACCCAGUGGUGUUCAAAGGAAGGUCCCUGCUCUCCACUCAUGUGGGUGAGCUGGUGCCAAAGCCUUUCACCAAGAGCGAGAUCAUUGGCUUCAUCAUUGGCUCUGUCUCCUCUGUGCUGUACCUGUGCUCUCGAGUCCCCCAGAUCUACACAAAUUACAAGAGGAAAUCCACCAUCGGAAUGUCCUACUCCCUCUUUGCCCUGGUGAUGCUGGGGAACUUGCUCUACGGCCUCAGUGUCCUCCUGAAGAACCCUGAGCCAGGGCAAAGUGAAGGGGACUACAUCCUGCACCACCUCCCCUGGCUGGUGGGCACCCUGGGUGCCAUUUUCCUUGACAUGGUUAUCUCCUUCCAGUUCCUUGCUUAUCGGGGAGGAAAACUUGGCACCCCUGAAGAGAGGGGCGCUCUUCUCGGCGAGCAGGACAGCGUGGAGAGCUGACAGAGGGAC